AUGAUGAGUUCCCCUGGCAGGGCCAGCAGCGCGUUUCCCCUGCACGUCCUGGUCUGGAAUAAUGACUACAGGCGGCUGGACGAGGAGCUGCAGGGCAAGGGAACCCGGGGGGAUGUUGAUCAACGUGAUCCACGAGGCCGGACCUUGUUGCACCUUGCUGUUUCCUUGGGUUAUAUAGAAUCUGCCAAAGUCCUCCUUCAACACAAGGCAGACGUAACUAAAGAGAAUGCGCAGGGAUGGACAGUUUUACAUGAGGCUGUCAGUACAGGAGAUCCAGAGAUGGUACAGAUGAUUCUGCAGCAUCGGGACUACCAGCAGACCUCUAUGACGCUUGGAGGAGUUCCUGAAUUACUCCAAAAGAUUAAUGAGACUCCUGACUUCUACGUGGAAAUGAAAUGGGAGUUCACUAGCUGGGUCCCACUGGUUUCUAGAGUUUGUCCAAGUGAUGUCUGCCGCAUCUGGAAAAGUGGCGCCAAGCUGCGUGUUGAUAUCACUUUACUGGGCUUUGAAAAUAUGAGCUGGGAGAGGGGACGGCGUAGUUUAAUUUUCAAGGGAGAAGAUACUGGAGGUUGGGCAGAACUAAUUGAGAUCAAUCAUGAUGAUAAGUUUGUUACAACGGAGCGUUUUGAGAUUUCCCAACACAUGAAGCGUUUGACAUUGGGAUCUAUGACACCAAAAAGAAAAGAUGUGGAAAGACGCCUUACAUCUCCAAUUAUUAAUACGUGCCUUGAUACAAAAAAUAUUGCUUUUGAAAGAACCACAUCUGGAUUCUGGGUAUGGAGGACAGAAAAGGCAGAAGGUGUAAAUGGUUAUGAAGCAAAGGUAUACAUUGCAAACAAUGUGAAUGUGGUCACAAAAAUCCGAACGGAACAUUUAACAGAAGAGGAGAAGAAAAGAUAUAAAGCUGACAGGAACCCCCUGGAAUCAUUUCUGGGUACGGUGGAGCAUGAGUAUGGUGCUCAGAGUACGACCAAGACAACAGAGUAUGCCACAAGUAACAAUCCUACUGCUAUUACUCUGGAGGAAUACUUUGACCCACAAUUUGAUUUGAAAGGUAGAGACAUAGGAAGACCGAAAGAAGUCACCAUUCGAACACAGAAAUUUAAAGCAACCUUGUGGAUGAGUGAAGAGUUUCCCUUGUCUCUUAUGGAACAAGUCACUCCAAUCAUUGAUCUGAUGGCCAGAACUAGUGCGCAUUUUGCCAGACUUAGGGAUUUCAUCACUCUGGAAUUUCCACCAGGAUUUCCUGUCAAAAUUG
Molecule: messenger RNA, 1258 nt
Organism: Pelecanus crispus (Dalmatian pelican)
Lineage: Eukaryota; Metazoa; Chordata; Aves; Pelecaniformes; Pelecanidae
Source: RefSeq, a predicted model, not a curated record